This is a messenger RNA of Pseudomyrmex gracilis, 2351 nucleotides long. RefSeq names its product major facilitator superfamily domain-containing protein 1-like. NCBI's taxonomy places the organism in Eukaryota, Metazoa, Arthropoda, Insecta, Hymenoptera, Formicidae. Bases 691 to 2229 code for a protein of 512 amino acids. The transcript has 8 exons. The record is from RefSeq and is a predicted model, not a curated record. Gene Ontology annotation, molecular function: transmembrane transporter activity. Gene Ontology annotation, biological process: transmembrane transport. Gene Ontology annotation, cellular component: lysosome.
ACUUCUCGUAAUACUUUGUUGUUGCAUCACGGAGACCGAUUAACGUUCGCCUGAGUGGCGGAAAAUAUCAAAGUGAGACGGUAAUACAAUGAAAAGAGAGAGAGAGAGAGAGACGGAAUAAGACGCAAUUGACGAUAUUAAUCGCUUCGGAAACGAUUGUCAAUCCGUCGAAAACGCUGUUGUGCGAACUACGGGGGUUGCUAAAAUCGAAACAUAGUUCCAUGAUCGAAGUGCAAGAGAGCAAAUGACACGCUUCAAAGCGUUUGUAGCGUUACUUGGACCGCGCAGGUGUCGCCGUGUGUGCGCAACGCCCGGAGAAUGGCAAUCCGCCACUGACAUCAAUCGACACACUGCCGUUGACCACCACUGACUACAUGUGUGCAUACAGCGUGUCGGAAAAAGUCGUUCGUAAUAACAAUAUACACGUAUCUCUUGGAGAAUGACGCAUGCACGCGUCAACUGACAAAUUAAUCGACAAUGACGUUACGCGUCUUCCGUGCCAGACAGUUUGUAUAAUAGUAGUUGAUCGACGCCUAUCGAUCGCGCGGUCUCACCGCCAAUUCCCCCGUUCCGCGCAAACGUGAGAUGUGAAAGGAAAGAAAGAACAAACACAGAGAUAAGUCACGCGAGUUUUGAUUUACCUGUCCGGCCGUGCUCUGAAUUCUCUUUGAAACAGGCCGCGGCAAAAACAUGGAGGAAGGCGUCGCGGAAGGUUCGAGCAGCAAUCUCACCAGAUCCGAGGACGAGAUAGCUCUUCAAGGAUGCUGCAGUCCGAAAAAGACGCCUUACCGAUUUCUGGGCCUGGCGCUUAUGUGUCUUCUCGGAUUUGGAUCUUAUUUCUGCUUUGAUAAUCCUGGAGCAUUACAAGAACAUUUUAAAGAUGACUUAGACAUGUCUACUAGCACAUUUGUUCUGCUAUAUUCUAUAUAUUCGUGGCCAAAUGUUAUCCUCUGCUUUAUUGGUGGAUUUUUACUGGAUAGUAUCUUUGGAAUUCGACUGGGUACUAUGAUAUACAUGGGACUCACACUGAUUGGUCAGAUUAUUUUUGCGAGCGGUGCCAUGUUAAAUGCUUUUUGGCUAAUGAUGUUAGGUCGAUUUGUCUUCGGAAUUGGUGCAGAAUCUUUGGCAGUUGCACAGAACAGUUACGCAGUUCUUUGGUUUAAAGGUAAAGAAUUAAACAUGGUGUUCGGAUUACAGUUGAGUUUUGCGCGAGUAGGAUCAACUGUAAACUUUUUGGUAAUGGAACCGAUCUACAAUUAUGUAUCCCAGUACUACAAAGGCCCACAGUGCAUUGGCAUAGUUCUUUUUCUCGCGGCUGUCACUUGCGUGAUGUCAAUGAUAUGCGCCUGUGUGCUGGCAUUUAUGGACAAACGUGCAGAGAGGCUGUUGAGACGAGGAGAGGGACAGGAACCCCAAACUGUUAGUCUAAAAGACGUCAAAGAUUUCAAGCCGAUAUUUUGGCUGAUUGCGGUUAUUUGCAUUGCUUAUUAUGUUGCUAUAUUUCCCUUUAUUGCUUUGGGAAAAGUGUUUUUCGAACGGAAGUACGAAUACGAUCCAUCCUCUGCAAAUACAGUGAAUUCUCUUGUGUAUUCAAUAUCUGCAGUAGCGUCGCCUCUCCUGGGCUAUUUAGUAGAUAGAACGGGCAAAAACGUUUCCUGGGUAUUUAUUAGUAUUUGCGUGACCAUUCUUGCGCACGGAUUACUCGCAUUUACUUAUUUAAAUCCAUAUGCGUGUAUGGUUCUUAUGGGGCUUGCAUAUUCUAUGCUUGCUAGUAGUUUGUGGCCUUUGAUCGCUCUCGUCACACCAGAGCAUCAACUUGGCACUGCUUAUGGAAUAGCGCAGUCUGUACAAAACUUAGGUCUUGCCGUAGUCUCAAUGGUAGCCGGUAUAAUCGUUGACGAAGUGGGAUAUCUAAUGCUUGAAAUGUUUUUCCUCGGUUGGCUUUGGGUGUCGCUGAUAACUACUGGCGCAAUCUGGGUGUCAGAUAUAGCAACAAGUGGCGGUUAUCUGAACAUGACGCCGGGACAAAGGGAACGAUAUGAGUCACUGCAGUGCACGCCCGAAAGUUUGGAGCGAGAAAAACUGUUGUCAGAAUGCACGUCAGAUUUUUCCGCAGAUAGUCUCAUGCAACCACAAUCUGACAUUAGUAUACGAAAUCGUUAUUUAUCUCGCAUUGGCGCAAUGGUUCCGGUACAUGCGAUAACACCAAUUCAUCGACCACUGCGAUGAUGUACUCGUUUUAGUUAUAAAUUCAUGAUUGAACUAGAUGUGUAAAAGAGCUUUUAAAUCUUAUCGAGGUUUGCGAUUGUGUCUUCCUAUUAAAUAUAGCUUCAGCUGUGAUAAUUUCUUAA